Messenger RNA from Columba livia (rock pigeon), 1770 nucleotides. RefSeq names its product branched chain keto acid dehydrogenase kinase (gene BCKDK). Gene Ontology annotation, molecular function: pyruvate dehydrogenase (acetyl-transferring) kinase activity. Lineage: Eukaryota; Metazoa; Chordata; Aves; Columbiformes; Columbidae. Bases 140 to 1540 code for a protein of 466 amino acids. Gene Ontology annotation, biological process: protein phosphorylation; regulation of glucose metabolic process. Gene Ontology annotation, cellular component: mitochondrion. The transcript is spliced from 11 exons. The record is from RefSeq and is a predicted model, not a curated record.
GGAGGGACGAACCAUUCUGAGGGGAGCGGGGGGGGGUGUGGAGGGACGGGAACCGUUCUGAGGGGAGGCGAGCGGGCAGGACCACUCUGAGGAGAAUCCCGGGGGGGGCGAGCGUUCCGGACGCCUGGGUCCGCUGGAGAUGCUGCGGCGGGUCCUGGGGGGCUGCCGGGGGGUCCCCGUGCCCCCCCGCCCCCCCUCCCGCGCCGCCACCGACCAGCCCCCCCCGGCCGACUUGGCCCGCGAGCGCUCCAAGGCCGUCACCUCCUUCUACCACCAGCCCGCCAUCGACGCCGCCGCCGAGAAGCCCUCGGUGCGCCUGACCCCAACCACCAUGUUGUACUCGGGGCGCUCGCAGGACGGGAGCCACAUCCUGAAAAGCGCGCGGUACCUGCAGCAGGAGCUGCCGGUUCGAAUCGCCCACCGCAUCCAGGGCUUCCGCGGGCUGCCCUUCAUCAUCGGCUGCAACCCCACCAUCCUGCACGUGCACGAGCUGUACAUCCGCGCCUUCCAAAAACUGAGCGACUUCCCAAGGGUGAGUGUCACGCGGUGCCCCCGUGUCACCCUGACCCUGUCACUCUGUGUGCACGUGUCACCCUUGUCCUCGCCUGCCCCAUCCUCACGUCACCCCCGUGUCCCUGUCCCGUGGGGCGGGGGUGUCACCGGCUGUCCCCAUGUCCCCGGGGUGUCCCCGGGAUGUCCCCACGGUGUCCCCGCGGUGUCCCUGUGUCCCCAGAUCCAGGGCACAGCGGACGAGGCGCGGUUCUGCGCGCUGCUGCGGGAGCUGCUGGACGAUCACAAGGACGUGGUGACGCUGUUGGCCGAGGGGCUGAGGGAGUGCAGGAGACACAUCCGGGACGAGCAGCUGCUGCGGCCGUUCCUGGACCAGACGCUGACGUCGCGGUUGGGGAUGCGCAUGUUGGCCGCUCAUCACCUGGCUCUGCACGAGGACAAGCCCGACUUUGUGGGCAUCAUCUGCACCCGCCUGUCGCCCAAGAAGCUCAUCGAGAAGUGGGCCGACUUUGCCCGGCGCCUGUGCGAGCACCAGUAUGGAAACGCCCCCCGCGUGCGCAUCAACGGACACGUGGCCGCGCGGUUCCCAUACAUCCCGCUGCCCCUGGACUACGUGCUGCCCGAGCUGCUCAAGAACGCCAUGAGGGCCACCAUGGAGUGCCACCUGGACACCCCCUACAACGUCCCCGACAUCGUGGUGACCAUCGCCAACAACGACAUCGACCUCGUCAUCCGGAUCUCGGACCGUGGGGGGGGGAUCCCGCACGAGCUGCUGGACAAGGUGACCCAGUACCACUUCAGCACGGCCGAGAGCAGCGCCCAGGACCCCCGCCUGGGGGGGCCCUUCCGCCAGCUCAUGGACCUCAGCAACAGCCCCAUGCACGGGUUCGGGUUCGGGCUGCCCACGUCCCGGGCGUACGCCGAGUACCUGGGGGGGUCCCUGGCGCUGCAGUCGCUGCAGGGGGUGGGCACCGACGUGUACCUGCGGCUGCGGCACAUCGACGGCAAGGCCGAGAGCUUCCGCAUCUAGGGCUGGACCCGCAGCACCCGCAGACCCCCAGCGGCAACGCGGAGCUGAACGCGGGGCUGCAGAACCCGGGCCCGGGGUCACUGGGCAUCGCGGAGCACCGGCCGGUUCAUCUCGGUCAACGUGGAGAUCAGGAUGGACCUGGAGAACAUCCCCGUGUUGGACACUGCUCACCAUGGACCUGGAGAACAUCCCCGUGUUGGACACUGCUCACCAUGGACCUGGAGAACAUC